Molecule: messenger RNA, 2844 nt
Organism: Schistocerca nitens (vagrant locust)
Lineage: Eukaryota; Metazoa; Arthropoda; Insecta; Orthoptera; Acrididae
Exons: 18
Coding region: 1-2844 (947 amino acids)
Molecular function (GO): protein binding
Source: RefSeq, a predicted model, not a curated record
AUGUCGGGUGAGAAGUGUGUGACGGCCGUAGCAGGAGAGGGUGGGGUGAAGGGCAUGGACCCCGGACUCUGCCCAAUUAGGGUUCCUGGCAUUGGGGAAGGGGGCAUGGCCAGUGUGUCGUCCCUUGAGGAGGCGGCGGUGUGGAGGUCGUCGUCCGUCGUGGUUGUGUUUGAAUCUAAGAAGGUAAGCGUGCUUGUAGCAGAUCCACUUAACACCAAAGUAAAUGUCAAGGCUGAUUUGAGUGAACUGGAGAAAGGAGAUGAGGUUGGUGGGUGCAUGAACAAUGUUCCAGCUCAUCUUGGUUGCAAGAAUCAUUGCUGUAGUGAAGGAAUGUUUUCACCAUAUGAUGGAUGUGGUGACUGUGAGACAAACUUCAAUCUAGAGAUGAGGAACUCCUAUACCCCUGAAGUAAUUGACUGGAAUAAAGUAAAUAUUCCUCCAAAGUCAGAAUUAUUCAAACUGCUGCUGUACAGAAUUUCCAAUUCAAUCAAGCCAGACUGCAAGGUGCUUAUAGCCGGUGACCAGUUCAAAUGUCAUUCACUUGUACUUCAGAGCUAUUCACUGUAUUUUGAUGACAGGGAAUGCACUGAGUUAAGCCUCACUCAUGAUCAUGUUACAACAAAGGCUUUUGCCACUAUUUAUAAGUGGAUGAUUUAUCCAGAUCCAGAAAGUCAUCGUCUACUUACGAAAGAGAAUAUCCUUGAAGUAUUUAAGGCAGCACAAUUCCUUGGCAUCAAAGAACUAGAAGAACAAUGCUGGACUUUCAUUGACUGUGAAGAGCUCUUCUCAGAAGAAUCAGCAUUCCGCAUGUUCUUGAAGGCUCGUCACUUCGGUAUGCAGGCUAUCACUGAGUUAAUGGUUCCUCGAAUCAUGAAUUUCUUCCUGACUCUUGUCAGCUCACGUAAUUUCCUUCACCUUGAUGUUGACGAGCUUUGCACAAUCUUGCAGUCAAACUACAUAGCCGUACACUGUGAGAUUGAAGUCUUCAUGUCAGCGGUUCGCUGGAUAAUGUUCGACUGGGAAAAUCGAGAAAGCGAAGUAGUUGAAGUGAUGCGGUGUAUACGGUUUGGUCUGAUUCCGCCGUGGCAGUUAGUUGAUAUCCGGCGAAAUCCAAAGAAUCCAGAAUUUAUAGAAAUAACAUCCAAUGCCGAAGUCCAGCAAAUGGUGGAGAGCGGCUUAGAAUACGCAAUCGUGAAGUACUGGUACGGCAAUAAUAUUGAUGAAUUUAAUCGCUGGUGUUCAAAGCUCGGCCUGGAUGCACCAUGUCCUCGGAACUGGAUUGGUGAUGAUAAGAACUAUGCAACGUACCAAGAAUUUCUGCAAGACCUUGAACUGUACCGCCGCAACGCUCUGGAAGGACGUUCUACAGAGACAGGGCAUCCAUCUGCAGCGAGAACUCCACGCCAGGAGGCGGCAUCAGCACCUGCCAGUCGGCCAGAUGGAGCAAAUCAGGCAAAGGAUUAUACAAUGCCCCGACCGCAGGGUGGCGGUGCAGGGCGUCCGCAGGACCGAGGAGACGCGCGGGAUCCGGUGAGUACCGAUACGUCGACGUCGACGGGCGAUGCUCGCGCAAUGGGGCAGUCCACGACGGCGGACAGCGAAUCUCCGGGGGACUGCGCGCCGGCACCGCCACCGCCCCCGGGGGCUGAGGGGCUCUGCCUGCAGAUGGACCGGCCGCCGCUGCACGUGCCGCGACGCGCCGCGCCGCUUGAGGAGCUCACGAGGCGGCUGAGCGCGUCGUUGCUGGGCCCUGUGACGCGCGACUACCUGGUGGAGGGGUCGCUGUUCCUGGCGCAGAGCGAGUCUGUGCUGGUGCUGGGCGGCGCCGACCCCACGUGGAAGCCGGCGCCGGAGGGCGCGCCCGCCGUGGGCCGCGAGCUGCUGCGCCUGCGCCUCGACGCCGGCUGCUGGGAGCACAUCGCGCAGCUGCCCGAGCCGCGCCAGCACCACGCCGCCGCCUUCCUCAAGGGCCACGUUUACAUCGCUGUGUACAGCUCCAAAAGCCAACAGCAGAGUGAGUGGGACUUGCGACUGCGCGCAGGCGGCAAGGACCCGCGCGACUCGGCGGCGCGCAGCCGCGGCGGCAUCACGAGCGCCGUCUGGAGCCUGGAGCCGGCGUCCCGCACCUGGAGCGCCGAGCCCGACAUGCUCACCGCCCGACAGAGCUUCGCGCUCGUCGCCUGCUCCGGCCGCCUCUACGCCAUCGGCGGGCAGGACCGUAGUGGCAGAGUGCUGCGGUCGGUGGAGCGCUUCAACCCCGUGUCCGGCGUGUGGGAGUACGUGGCGCCGAUGCGAGAGGCACGCAUGGGUCUGGCGGCCGCCCAGUUCCGGGGGCUCCUCUGGGUGGCCGGCGGCAUGAACGGCGAGCGCUCGCACACCAUCACCGACACCGUCGAGUGCUACGACCCCCGCAGCAACGCGUGUGCGGAGGCUCAGCAGCUUGACAUGGCCACCAGGUGGACGAUGUCGGCGCAGCUGCGGCAGCCGGUGUGCUUCUCGCGGCUGCUGUGCCUGCAGGACACGCUCUUCCUGGCCGGCGGCGCCACGCGGGCAACUCGUGAUGCGCCCAUCGGUAGCAUCGACAGCGUCGACGUCUGGGACCCCACGCAGGGCCGCUGGUGCGUGCGCGCCAAGCUCUCCGUUCCCCGACACGGACACGCCGUCGGCUACAUAGGCACGCACCUGCUGGUGGUGGGCGGCCUGACGACGGUGUACGUGCGCGCGCUCAGCUCGGUGGAGGCGUUCUGCUGCGAGGCGGGGGCGCGCGUGCGCAGCGUGCCGGACCUGCCCGCCGCCGUCGCCGGCCACGACAUCGUCACGCUGCCGCCGGCCGCGCUCAUGUGA